AUGUCCUCUUCUUUCUCUCUUUCUCAUCAGCCCCCUCUCCACCUUCCUCUCUGUCCCAGCACCCUCUUCCUUCUUUCUUUCCUCUCUAUCUCGCUUCUCGUUCAUUCCAUUUCAUGCCCAGUCUCUCCUCUCUCUGAUCUAUUCUUGCUGUCAUAUUUCACUAUUUCUUCUCUUUUUUUUAGUCAAAUAUUUUCUCUUUUCUUUUCUGUAUAUUUCACCACAUAUUUCUUUCUUUCUUUCUUUCUUUUUCUAUCGUCUCUUCUCCCUUGUCUAUCGAUCCUUCUCUUUUCCUCGUUCUUCAUUCGUCCAAAUUCUCCUUCCUUUUUCCUUUCAUUUAACUCGCCUGUUUCUGUCACUUUUCAUUUUCUCUUUCCUCCUGAACAUCUCGCUCUGUCCACCAUUCUUCUCUUCUUCUUCACCUCCUUUUUCUUCGUUGUCUUCUUCUUAGUUAUUUUCUUCUUCUUCUUCUUCUUCUUCUUCUUCUUCUUCUUCUUCUUCUUCUUCUUCUUCUUCUUACUCAUAAUCCUCUUCUCCCACAAAUCGCCCUUUUCUCUCCCAUUAUUUCUUUUUAAUUUUUGCUUCUCUCUCUCUUUCUCCUCCUCUCUCUCUCUCUCUCUCUCUCUCUUUCGCUCGCUCACUCGCACUAUCUCUUGA
Acanthosepion pharaonis is the source of this 654-nucleotide messenger RNA. Lineage: Eukaryota; Metazoa; Mollusca; Cephalopoda; Sepiida; Sepiidae. The record is from the annotation of a GenBank genome assembly.